CGAUGUGAAUCACUUAAAAUGGUAGAGGAAAUAUGGUGCUGUUUGCUACAGACUGCGCGGACUAUCGAAGUAACUAACAAUAAAGAUUUGCUAAAGGCCUCUGUAAGUCUUGUACCAUGGAACAGUGUUGAGAAAUGGAUUGAACUGGUAAGGGAGCACUACUUCUCGUUUGAUUUAAGUCGAGCCUUGUUUCCGAUUCUAAGAUUGUUCGGUUUCACCGGCGAUAAACUCACUGAGUACAAUAAUUUUCCAUUCCAAGAAGAUAACAUUAACAACUGGUUUGUACAAGAAGUAACUGGCCCUGGUCAAAAUGAAACACACAGAGUGAACAUUAUGAAUGUUAAUGCGAGCGGACGUAGACGCAAAUGUUUUGUCAAUCAAAAUAAUAUUCGAAACUUUCCAAGUGACUUGAGUAGUGGGAAUUUCGAAGUUUUUUUUCAUGGGACAAAUCAUGUAGGCGCCAAGAACAUUAUUGAAAAAGGUAUUUUAAAGACGAAAGGAUGUAGCAAGCGAGACUUUAGCUCUGGUGAUGGCUUUUAUUUGGACACGGAUUUCGACCAUGCAUUGGAAUGGGCCAGUAUCAACUCGUCAAGACCAGCAGUGCUGAUAUGGCGUGUAGAAAAUAACGAGUUUAGAGAAAGGUACAAGGGCCUGGAUUUUAGGAUAGAAAGAAGUGAAGAGCCUUCGUUUCAAAAAGUUGUGUCAAAUUUUCGAUCUGGUAAACCAGAUCCUAGCUUUCGUAAACAAUUGGACAGGAUGUAUGACUAUAUUGAAGGUCCUUGGUCCGCUGGACCUUGGCCUGAUGACGGCAGGGUUUUGAAAGGACGUGCCACUGCGCUGGACGAAACAAAUCAGUUGUGUCUUAGGAAUGACGCUUGUUUUGAAUUUUUCAACUCUUGUAAACUGCACUCGGCAGUCUUUUUCAAGGAUUGAAGAAACAACGGAAAGAAAGAUGAAGAAUUAGACUGAGGUUUAUCUUAUCUUUAAUGUCAAUUAUGAGCGUCGUUUCACACGGCUGGUUAUCUUCAUUAUCGUAUACAAUACUUAUUUUUGUCAGGCAACCUAAGGAAAUAAUUUCCCUUUCCUGUUUCGUUUUUCAAAAAUUUGAUUUUAUGUUGUAUACCUGACCCUGUGGGAUUCAGUGCUUUGAAGUCUGUAGAAGUAAUUUUGUUUCUUAGUGUUGGUUUAGGGAUAAUGAUUUCUAUCAAGUAGUGAUCGUUUAACUCUCCUAACACUAAUAAAAAUACAACCAGGGAAACA
Messenger RNA from Stylophora pistillata, 1260 nucleotides. RefSeq lists its product as uncharacterized. The record is from RefSeq and is a predicted model, not a curated record. NCBI's taxonomy places the organism in Eukaryota, Metazoa, Cnidaria, Anthozoa, Scleractinia, Pocilloporidae.